Molecule: messenger RNA, 1521 nt
Organism: Schistosoma haematobium
Lineage: Eukaryota; Metazoa; Platyhelminthes; Trematoda; Strigeidida; Schistosomatidae
Exons: 18
Coding region: 749-1390 (213 amino acids)
Source: RefSeq, a predicted model, not a curated record
UAAAGAUUAUCAAGUUUUUGAUUGAGAUCAUUAACCGAUUGACGAAAAGGCCAUCCAGUGCUUCCAGGUUUUUAAUGGUGGUCUAACAUCAAUCGUUUCAUAAUCUCAAUGAAAAAUAUAUGAUUAUCCCCACUUAUGAUUCCGUUCACAACAGUAGUAUCAAUAAUAAUAAUAAUAAUAAUAAUAAUAAUAAUAAUAAUAAUAAUAGUAAUACUGUAGUGAACAAGAACAUGAGUGGGGAAAAAUGAAUGUAUUUAACACGAAAUUAUAGUGUAUCUCAACAGGAUAUCAAUCCAUCAUCUCAAACUACACUGUAACUUUUGAAAAUAUCAGUCCAUUGUGUCAGAUUUCAUUGUCCAUGCAUUUUCAUAUUAGUUGCGUUCCGGUUCCGUUCCUUCCUUAUCGAUCUUCUGCUGAAAUACAUUCUAUGCCUGACCACCAUCAUAUACUACUUAUAUGGAUAUAAGUAGCCCACACCACACCGCAAUACUAAUAAUAGUAAUAGUAAUCAUACUAACUAUAACGGUACAUUGUACAAAAUGAAUUCGUUCCAAGUUAAAUAACAUGAUAAUAACAAUCAAUGUAAAUAUGAACUAACAUUUAUUUAUUCAUUCAUUCUUUUGUUUAAUUAUCCAUAUAUAUAAAUAUCAUAUUUCAAUGUACUCAAUAUGAAAUUACUUUACAAAUAUUAUUCAAUAAUUAACCCUAUAAAUACCUUAGUAAUUCAUCUGUUAGAUAUUACUUCAUUAUGUUGACUAAAUUCAUAUUGAUUUUUGUAUCUGUGUUCAUAGGGAUUGUGACAUUUGACAGUUGUCAAGGUCAAAGAGAUGCACCGAGGUAUUUCCACCCAACUACUCAUGAUGUGCGAACGAAGACUCACCACACCGCAACAACAACAGCAGCAGCAGCAGCAAAAACAACUGCAAGGCAUUACCAUGUGACCUCAACUCCAAGAUAUUACACUACACCGAGAACUGCACUACACACUGUUCAUCCCACACGAAAAACGACUCACCACACCGCAACAACAACAGCAGCAGCAGCAGCAAAAACAACUGCAAGGCAUUACCAUGUGACCUCAACUCCAAGAUAUUACACUACACCGAGAACUGCACUACACACUGUUCAUCCCACACGAAAAACGACUCACCACACCGCAACAACAACAGCAGCAGCAGCAGCAAAAACAACUGCAAGGCAUUACCAUGUGACCUCAACUCCAAGCCACACUACUAAAGCGGUACAAAAGAAAUGUUUAAAGAAAAUGAAACCAAACGAUUUGAUGAAUUUAAUAUUUGGCUUGAUUCCUCGAAUAAAAACAAUUGAAUUCGCAGAAAACGAAAAUCUUCAAAAGCUUGCAGAACUUUUCGAGGAAUUAUUCAAACAUUAAAUGAAUGUAAAACAUUCUUUUUUAACGAAAAUACCAGUUAAAGCGAAAAUUUCUUAAUACACUAUCAAUUCAUCAUUCAAUAAUUUGUUUUUGAUAAUGCUAAUAAAUACAUAAUGAUAAUAAUAAUUCAC